Molecule: messenger RNA, 606 nt
Organism: Eutrema salsugineum
Lineage: Eukaryota; Viridiplantae; Streptophyta; Magnoliopsida; Brassicales; Brassicaceae
Product: serine-aspartate repeat-containing protein F-like
Exons: 3
Coding region: 1-606 (201 amino acids)
Source: RefSeq, a predicted model, not a curated record
AUGAGUUCAGCGAAUGAGAGUGAGGGACCGAAGCCUCCGUCCCCUAAAAGUCCGAAACUAGAGGAGCCGCCAAGCAGCGAGGAAGAAGAUGAUUCUGAUGAUGAUGAGUGCAGCGAGGAAGAAGUUGAUUCUGAUGAUGAUGAGUGCAGCGAGGAAGAAUUUGAUUCUGAUGAUGAUGAGUGCAGCGAGGAAGAAUUUGAUUCUGAUGAUGAUGAGUGGGAUAAUUUGUCAGAGGACCUUCGACUCUUUGAUGAAGAGUGGGGAGAUGGUUUUGAUGUGGACUUCACGAAACUCCGUCACACAUUCGGUGCCGGAGCUGCGGAUCUCGACAGCAGUACCCUGGUUGCAGAGCCUGACACAAACAGAGCUUUGCUCAACAGAUUGUCCGAGAUGGCUAUCUCCUACUACAAAGAAAACAUGGGCACAAGCUUGGAAUUUGUUCAGGUGUCAAGAGCAAAUUAUCAUCCAUCUGCUGCAGUCACCAUCUACAUGACAUUUGAAGCCAAUGACCCUUCAGAUGGUAACCAGAAAAAAUCGUUCCAGACAGUGACUCGUUACUUGCCCGGAGAUACUGAAGUAUGUUCCUGCAGGCCUAAACCCUGUUGA